This is a messenger RNA of Acanthopagrus latus (yellowfin seabream), 3307 nucleotides long. RefSeq names its product membrane protein, palmitoylated 2b (MAGUK p55 subfamily member 2) (gene mpp2b). The coding region runs from base 439 to 2082 and encodes 547 amino acids. Gene Ontology annotation, cellular component: cell-cell junction; plasma membrane. Lineage: Eukaryota; Metazoa; Chordata; Actinopteri; Spariformes; Sparidae. The record is from RefSeq and is a predicted model, not a curated record. The transcript has 13 exons. Gene Ontology annotation, molecular function: protein binding.
AGAGUCGCUGUGUUUCUGCUGCUCCUCUGCUCGGGGUUCAUAUCGACGGAACCGCGGACAGGCUUCAACUUCGUACCGGUUAGUACCAGCAGCACCCCUAAAAAAAAAAAAAAACAGAAAAAAAGACGCGUUUGGUCAACCACACCGCUGCGGGACAUCCUCCGGGGACCGGCAUCAGACGCCAACACGGCCAGCGCGCCAAUCAAUGGAGCUAAUCGUGAGAGCGCGCGAGGCGUUUUAGGUGAGGUCUCGUUUUAAAGAUAGCAGUUUGUGUGGGCUGCCGCUGGAUCCGUCAGACUGACCGCACAGAUUCAAGUGGAGCUACCGAGUGGAGACACCUCACAGCCGCGACCACGAAGAGGCUUCCGGAUAAAAAGGUGACCGGGCAGUUGACCUAACAAGUUUGGUGGAGGAUACUGGGAGGAACCAAUUUUCAAAAUGCCUGUGGCGACAUCCAGCUCUGACUCCGCCAUGCAUCAGGCCCUGGACACUCUGAGUGACAGCACAAGCUCCACGACUGCCAAUGACCUGGACCUCAUCUUCCUCAAAGGCAUCAUGGAGAGCCCAGUGGCUCACGAGCAGUUUGAGGAGCCCAAGCUCGAGGCGGUGAGGGAGAACAACAUGGAGCUGGUUCAGGAUAUCCUCAAGGAGCUUAGCCCGCUUGCACACAGGAGCCAGGCGGCCGACGAGCUGGUCCGCAUCCUGAAGGAGCCUCACUUCCAGUCCCUCCUGGAGACCCACGAUUCUGUGGCGUCCAAAAACUACGAGACUCCUCCCCCAAGUCCCUGUUCCUUCAUGGACGCAGCCCUCAACAACCAGCCCGUCCCCCCAGACGCAGUCAGGAUGGUGGGCAUCCGGAAGGUGUCUGGCGAGCAUCUGGGAGUGACGUUUCGAGUGGAGAGCGGCGAGCUAGUGAUUGCCAGGAUCCUCCACGGCGGCAUGAUCGACCAGCAAGGUCUGCUCCAUGUGGGCGACAUCAUCAAGGAGGUGAAUGGCAAGGAGGUGGGCAACGACCCCAAAGUGCUCCAGGAGAUGCUGAAGGAGGCGAGUGGCAGCGUGGUGCUGAAGAUCCUGCCCAGCUACCAGGAGCCACAUACAGCGAGACAGGCCUUUGUCAAGUGUCACUUUGACUAUGACCCGUCUCAUGAUAACCUGAUUCCCUGUAAGGAAGCGGGGCUUAGCUUCAACAGUGGAGACAUCCUACAGAUUUUCAACCAGGAGGACCUCAACUGGUGGCAGGCCUGUCAUAUCGAGGGGGGCAGCGCGGGUCUAAUCCCGAGCCAGCUACUCGAGGAGAAGAGGAAAGCGUUUGUGAAGAGAGAUCUGGAGCUUGCCACCACAGGUCCUCUAUGCGCUGGGAUGGGUGGUAAGAAGAAAAAAAAGAUGAUGUACUUAACGACCAAGAAUGCAGAAUUUGACCGCCACGAGCUGCGGAUAUAUGAAGAGGUUGCCAAGGUCCCGCCCUUCAGGAGGAAGACGCUGGUUCUGAUUGGUGCGCAGGGGGUCGGCCGUCGCAGUCUGAAAAACAAGCUGCUGGUGUCGGAUCCCCAGCGGUACGGCACCACCAUCCCCUUCACCUCCAGAAAACCAAAAGUGGACGAGAGGGAUGGCCAGAUGUACUCCUUUAUGACCCGCAGCGAAAUGGAGUGCGACAUUAAAAAUGGCCGUUUCCUGGAGCACGGCGAGUAUGACGGGAACCUUUACGGCACCAAGAUCAACUCCAUACACGAGGUGAUAGAAACAGCAAAGAUCUGCAUCCUGGACGUCAACCCACAGGCUCUCAAAGUCCUGCGGACGUCAGAGUUCCUGCCCUACGUAGUGUUCAUCGAAGCUCCAGAUUUUGAGGUUCUCAAAGCUAUGAACAGGUCAGCGAUUGAGUCAGGAGUGGUUACAAAACAGUUAACGGACUCUGAACUAAAGAGGACAGUGGACGAGAGCGAGCGCAUUAAGCGAGCGUACGGACAUUACUUUGACCUCUGCAUCGUAAACGACGGCCUGGAAGCGGCGUUCCGGAGUCUACGGUUGGCGCUGGAUAAACUGUCAACGGAGCAGCAGUGGGUGCCUGUCAGCUGGGUCUUCUGAGAGUCACCGAUGGGCUUACCAGCAAGGUGCCAGGGCCUCAGGGUCGAAGGGCGGAGGACGAUUAAGCUCCAGAGGGUGGGGGCCAUCUCCACGGACUCACGGGUGGUGGAGGGCCAAAGUGUCAUGAAUCAGUGCAAAUGACCAGCCUCAUGUAGAGCGUUUUUGUACAAACUUAGUGUUCCUCUGUUGAGCCUAAUGUCAAGUUGUAUUUUUAUUUGUCGGAAUCUGAAUAAUUUAAUUGCUAUUCGUUGAAAAGGAUUUAGAGUUGAUUAUGAGGUUUAGUGCAAUAGUGUGAGUGAGUCAUUAAUGUGGAAAUAGACUUAGAGUAAAGAAGAUGUUUUGAAGAUUACAGUGCUCUGUCGAAAGGUUUUCGUUGAACUUUUUAGCCUUUCCUACUUUACGUAGUGUACUGUUUACAUUGGAUCGGUAGGACAGAUUGGUUGAAGAAAGAUAGAUACCAAAUGUCAUAUUUGUAUCAAAUCCUCUAUAUUUUACCACUUGAUCAUACGGUCUGAUUGUAUGUGUUCGGAAAUGUGCUUCAUCUCGUCUGUCACCACUAAUUUGAUAAAUGAACAGCAAUAGAUGAUGUAAAACAAAAAAAUAGACAUGCAAUACAUGUACUCACACACUCACUGAUAUAUAUAACACAAUGGAGGCAGUGGGAAACUCUUUUAUUGAGACAUUUUGCAUUAAUCUUAAAGUCUCAACUUGUUUUUGUCUCCUUUUCAGUGUUGAUUACAUUGUGCAUUUGUCGUCUUCUGCUGGUAAAGCGUCCGGCUACAGAGAGAGGGAUCAGGCGAUUGGAUCAAAGCGUCCGACUGCUGCCUGCUCGAUUCGGUUGGAGUUGUUUUUGUAGCACUGAGAACACUUAAACCCUCAAAGGGAAAAAAAACAAAUGACUAAAAAUGAAGAAGUAGCCUACAGUAUGCACUGAUUGUAUAAUGAAGGCAAACAUAUUCUUUCACAAUACAGGCUGGGCAAUUGAUGGAAACAUUUUUUUGUUGUUCUUUUCAGUGUACAAACAGUAAGAUAUUUAUCAGUGGCUUCAAAUUCAUACUUACUUUUGCCUUAACAUGGUUCAAAAGCCAAGGAAUCACUCUAUCACUGUUCCGUCUUAGACAAUAGAAAAAAAAAUAAUACUGGCAACUUAUUUACUAUUUAUUUUAUUUUUCCCUCAAACUUGUAAGUACUAUAUUGUAAUAAAGAGUAUAUAGUAUAACAUAGA